AUGGCACCCCCAACUCAGGUAAUGGAUUCAACACAUCCAAAUUCUUCAAAUGCUACUAUGAGUCAACAACAAGGAGAGGGUUCAAGAACAAAAAAAGCUGGAAGAGGAAAAACAACUGGAACAAGUGUUACAAAAAAGAAAAUGAAGAGUGCUACUGGAAAAUUGCCCCUUUGUAUUCCUCUUGACAAGAUGGUGGCGGUUGGACCAGGAGCUCCAGAUUUUGUUACUGAAAUUUCUGUGCUUGUAAAAAAAAAGGCUCCUUUUAAUGUCAAAGGGUGGAAAAAAGUUCCUGACACGGCAAAAGAUCAUAUACUAUCACAAGUUUUUGAUACUUUUGAUAUUGAUCAAACGGAGCAUAACAAAGAGGUUAUUCUUAAUACAGCAAAAAGACUCUAUGGAAGCCAUAGAGGUAAACUUCAUGAACACUUUAAAAAGUAUGAAACAAAUGAGAUGGCUUUGGAACAUAAGCCUGAUGAGAUAAGUGAGGAAGAUUGGGAGCACUUGGUAGAUAAGUUUUCAAGUCCUACCUAUAAGGAAAUGAGUGCCAGGAACAAAGCAAAUAAAUCAAAACAAGUUAUCAACCAUAGAUGUGGAAGGAAGUCAUUUCAAGCUGUUAGCUAUGAUGCGAGAGAUCCUGAAACUCAAAAGGAGCCCAAUUAUCAAGAUUUAUGGAGAAUGACUCAUACAAACAACAAUGGAGAAUGGGUAAAUGAGGCUUCUAGGGAAGUUCAUAUGAAGGUUCAAGAAACUUCCAUGAAGAUGUUAGAACAAGCAGAUGAGGAGGCUGAGAAAGAUCCAAUUAUCAAUGGUGCUUUUAAAUCAGUUUUAGGGGAACGUUCAUUUUAUUGUCGUGGUCUUGGUGCUGGAAUUCAACCAACAAAAGGAAAAUCUACUGCAGCUUUACAUGGACAAUUAGUGAGCGAGCGAGAAAAGCGUCAGGGCAUGGAAAUGAAACUGGUAGAAGUUGAGACUCAACUUCAAGAAGAGCGUAGCAAGAGAGAAGAAAUGGUUGCGCGCAUUGAAGAUAGUCAAAGGCAACUUGAAGAAAGGGAAAAACAAUUUGAAGAAAAAGUAGAAAAGCAACUUGAGGAAAGAAUGGAAAAGAAACUUGAGGAAAGGAUGACAGCCUUCUUUUUUAGAUUCCACUCGGCUGGACAAUCUUCAUGA
This is a messenger RNA of Lotus japonicus, 1167 nucleotides long. RefSeq lists its product as uncharacterized. The transcript is spliced from 7 exons. Lineage: Eukaryota; Viridiplantae; Streptophyta; Magnoliopsida; Fabales; Fabaceae. The coding region runs from base 1 to 1167 and encodes 388 amino acids. The record is from RefSeq and is a predicted model, not a curated record.